Chenopodium quinoa (quinoa) is the source of this 1961-nucleotide messenger RNA. RefSeq names its product protein ELC-like. The transcript is spliced from 2 exons. Gene Ontology annotation, biological process: protein transport; protein modification process; endosome to lysosome transport. Gene Ontology annotation, cellular component: ESCRT I complex. Gene Ontology annotation, molecular function: ubiquitin binding. The record is from RefSeq and is a predicted model, not a curated record. Bases 294 to 1574 code for a protein of 426 amino acids. NCBI's taxonomy places the organism in Eukaryota, Viridiplantae, Streptophyta, Magnoliopsida, Caryophyllales, Amaranthaceae.
UAUCGAGGGGUUUUAGAGCAACUAGCGAACCACUUGAAUCGAAGAAGAAGAAACGGGGUCUGAUAGGAUUUUGGGUUUUUAUUUUCUUUAUUUUUCUUUAUACAUAUCUCUAGAGUCCGAGAGUCUACUAUAUACAUCCCAUGAUAGAUGGCAAAUUCUACCAAAGUCCCACUCGUAAAAAUCAACCCAUUAUAAUAAUCUGGUCGGACCGUCACAAAGAAAAAAAAUCUGGUCGCCGUGGUCGGUGACUUCAAUUUCCUCCCAAAUUCCUUCUCCUCCAAUCUUCUCCAUCAAUGGCUCCUCCACAACCCCAUCACGGCGGCGCUUCAAACCCCCAAACCCUUCAAUUUUUAAGCAACGUCCUCUCACAACGUGGCCCUUCUUCCCUCCCUUACUCCGAAGACGUCAAAUGGUUGAUCCGCCAACACCUUGUCUCUCUCACCGACGCCUACCCUUCUCUCCAACCCAAAACCGCCAUUUUCACGCACAACGAUGGUCGUACUGUCAACCUUCUUCAAGCUGACGGCACUAUUCCCAUGUCUUAUGCUGGUGUUACUUACAAUAUCCCUGUUGUUAUCUGGCUUAUGGAGCUUUACCCUCGUCAUCCUCCUUGCGUUUUUGUCAAUCCUACUCGUGAUAUGAUCAUCAAACGCCCUCAUCCUCAUGUUACGCCUUCUGGGAUGGUUUCGAUUCCGUAUUUGCAGAAGUGGAUCUACCCUAGCUCUAAUUUGGUUGAUUUGUGUCGUGAUUUGAGUCAUUAUUUUGGGAGAGACCCGCCUUUGUAUUCGCAGAGGAAACCAGAUUCUGGGUCGAGUAAUCCGAGUGCUAAUCAGAGUCAUAGUCAUAGUCAUGGGGAUUCUGGGGUUUUGUCGAAUUCUGGGUAUUCGGGGUCUAUGGGUUCUGGGUCUGUUGGGCAUCCUUCGAUGGCGGGUCCGAGGGUUUUCCCGCCAUCGCCAUAUGUGGGUAGUGGGCGGAUCAUGCCCCCCUCGCCUCAGAGGCCUAGCGGGGGGACUGAUGACCCGAACGAGGUUUUUAAGAGGAAUGCGAUUAAUAAGCUUGUGGAGAUGGUUCAUGGAGAUGUUGUGGGGUUGAGGAAGACGAGGGAGGCGGAAAUGGAAGGUUUAUUUAGCGCCCAAGCGAAUUUGAGGCAGCGGGAGGAGCAGAUUAAUAAGGGGUUGAAAGAGAUGUUGGAUGAGAAGGAAGGGUUGGAACAGCAAUUGCAAUUGGUGUUGACAAAUGCAGAUGUGUUGGAAGGGUGGUUGAGGGAAAAUGAGGAAAAGAUGUCGAAAUUGGGGAAUAAUGUCGAUGUUGAUGAUGCAUUCGAGCCUUGUGAUGCUCUUUCGAAGCAGAUGAUCGAUGCUAGCGCCUCUGAUUUGGCGAUAGAGGAUGUCAUUUAUUCUUUGGAUAAGGCGGUUCAGGACGGAGUUAUACCUUUUGAUCAGUACUUGAAGAAUGUGAGGCUGUUGUCGAGAGAGCAGUUUUUCCACAGGGCUACUUCUAUGAAAGUUCGAGCCGCUCAGAUGCAAGCUCAUGUUGCUAGUAUGGCUGCCAGGACAUCACAAUAUAUGAUGUGAGCCGGAGAUUUCAGCUAAUGGGAGUUCACCUCUUAGUCAGGAUUAUAUGUCAAAGUAAAUACAAAGCAAACUGGAAUCAAUAAGUAGCCUGUUAAUAUUCCAUGAAUGAAGUCAUUGCUGGGCUGGCCAAUGGAGAAACCUGUAUGCGAGUGACCGGAGGAAACGUGAAUACGAGCUUUGGUUUAAUAUUGUUCAUAACAUACAUUUAUUGUAUCAUAAUAGGAUAUACAAUGAUUGCAUGGAUAUUUCCUAGAAUAUACCAUGCUGUUUUUUGUUUCCUAUUGUUUGUCUCGUUUGGGCUGAUGAUCAAUCUUAUGCUUACUUGAUUUGAUGUGUUAGUCUAUUAUGAUCAAUUUAUUUUUUUGGGGAUUGAGCUUUAUGACCUUA